AUGCGUUUUAUCGGACUAGCCUACAUUCAUGGUAAGCGCCUUCCACCUGUGGCAAAACGAACGUCGGCAGUUCGCACAUCCAUUCACCGCCCAGUUGUAGUGGCAACCAUUGAUGUCGAUGUCGACCAACAUCUGCGUUAUCGAGAGCCAAAUUCCAACGAGACAUCAAGUCCCUCAGAGACUUUGCUUAAGGAUUCUCCAGCGCUUCUUCCCCAGACUCUUGAGCUUAGUCGGAAAACUGACAAGCAAGUGAUUUAA
Molecule: messenger RNA, 258 nt
Organism: Protopolystoma xenopodis
Lineage: Eukaryota; Metazoa; Platyhelminthes; Monogenea; Polystomatidea; Polystomatidae
Source: the annotation of a GenBank genome assembly